UUAAAGAGCAAGUGUCCAAUAACUCUUGUUUUGCUUCUCAGCCCUCUAAUCCUGCAAAGGAACUCCAUGAGAUGGGAUGGGAAGACAUACGAAGAGAUCCCAAUAGCACACAUCAAAGCCACUUACAACAACACCCACAUCCAGGUUGUCAGCUUCGACAACAGGCCCUUCUCCCGCACAUCCUGCGGCACUGAAGGCUUCCAGAACGCCAAGAAGGGCACUGCCAUCGCAGCGCAGACCGCAGGCAUUGCAGCAGCAGUGAAAGCACGUGGGAAAGGUGUGUUACAUGUACGUGUCAUGGUGAAAGGACUGGGACCCGGGCGCAAAGCUGCCAUCAAGGGUCUGACGAUGGGCGGCUUGGAGGUCAUCUCCAUCACGGACAACACGCCCGUGCCCCACAACGGCUGCCGGCCCCGCAAAGCCAGGCGCAUGUGAGA
Tinamus guttatus (white-throated tinamou) is the source of this 437-nucleotide messenger RNA. NCBI's taxonomy places the organism in Eukaryota, Metazoa, Chordata, Aves, Tinamiformes, Tinamidae. The record is from RefSeq and is a predicted model, not a curated record.